AUGGCUAAGAUCUUCGCCGCUCUGCUCUUACUCCCGCUGUUAGUCACGUUGCACUUCAUCUCCGUCGCUUCCACAGUCCAGCCGAGCAAUCCCCAGGAUCCCUUAGGCAACUACAACGACGGCAGCGGUGCUCCGACAGGGAACGCUGUCGGAAAGCCUAGGAACACCGGCAAUCAGCAGGUGUCGCUGGCCCGCCCGGGCACCGGCAGCUUGCAGGUGGACGGCGAUGCGCCGGGCGGUUUGGCUCCCGGCGGAGAUCCCGCAGCGGCGGAAGCUCCCGCUGCGGCGCCAGCUUGCUCCGCCUCGCCUCUGAAGGGCUACACGUCGCGAGUGUUCAUCAAGCCUAGCUGGAUCUCCCUGCAUUGGGCUGUGAUCAACGGCACGCAAGUCAACAUCGCGAUUGUCGCAAAGGUCGGCAGCGGCGCCGCCAAGGGGUGGUUUGCCCUGGGGUUCAGCAACGCCGGGACUAUGGCCCCCUCCGAUGCGGUGAUCGCGAACACGGAGGACGUGCCGAUUGCGGCGUACAACAUUCUGGGCUACGGCCCGCAGGACGUCGUGCGCACGGACACCUUCAGCAUUGGCGCGAACGCCAGCGUGGUUAUGGUCAACGGGCGCACGGUCAUCAAGUUUAGCCGUGUCGCGGGCGACGGAACGAUCCCUAUCAACUUCAGCGGGCCGAACACGCUCAUCUGGGCGCACGACCUGUUCGGCAACAAGACCAUCGGCUACCACUUCCAGAAACAGGGUUCGCUGGUCGUUGACUUCUCCUGCGUGGGCACUGACAACUACAGCAGCCCCAUUGACUCGACCAUUGUGCCCGGCUCGCCGCAAACCCCCGUCAAUGGCGGCAACACUCUCUGCCCGGCCUCCUCACUCGCCGGCUAUGCCUACUCGCUCCCUCUCGAGGGUGACAGCUUCCGCAUGCACUGGAGCCCCCCCGUGGCCAAUCAGCUCAACGUCGCAUUGGAGGCCGCAGCAGGGAGCGAGGCGGCGGGCGGGUGGAUGUCGCUCGGGUGGUCGCGCUCCGGCAGCAUGGUUCCCGCUGACGCUGUUAUCGGCAACCUUGCCGGCGGCGCCGUGCGCCCGUUCUACCUGACGGGAUACCGUCGCUGGAUGGUGGUGCAGAGCAGCACGUUCUCCGUCGGCAUCACCAGCGUCAGCAAAUCGCUCAAGGGGUCACUCGUGGUCAAGUAA
Molecule: messenger RNA, 1194 nt
Organism: Closterium sp. Naga37s-1
Lineage: Eukaryota; Viridiplantae; Streptophyta; Zygnematophyceae; Desmidiales; Closteriaceae
Source: the annotation of a GenBank genome assembly